Molecule: messenger RNA, 972 nt
Organism: Pieris macdunnoughi
Lineage: Eukaryota; Metazoa; Arthropoda; Insecta; Lepidoptera; Pieridae
Source: the annotation of a GenBank genome assembly
AUGAUUAAAUAUAAAGUUUUUUUUUUCUUACAAUUGUGCUUACCUCAUGAUCUAGCUGGUUCAGUACUGGGGGGACUGUCCCAUGGCAUUAACCUCAACAUAGAAGGCCAUAUUGGCGCUCAUCAACAACGACGACCUGAUCCAGGAUUCCAUCAGAAGCCUCAUCAAAAUGGAUACAAUCCAGGUCCACCAGGUUCUCAGAACGUAGAUAAAGUAAUUGUUAUUAUUAAAGAAGAAGAUAAUAGAAGACCUGAUCGACCAAAUAGGCCUCCAUUUAAUGGAUAUCGACCAAAUAACCAGCGCCCAAAUUAUGAUAAUUCCUAUGGACAGGGGCAUUACAAUAACGGACAAUCAAAUUAUGAUAAUUCAAAUGGACAGGGGAAUUACAAUAACGGACAAUCAAAUUAUGAUAAUUCAAAUGGACAGGGGAAUUACAAUAACGGACAAUCAAAUUAUGAUAAUUCAAAUGGACAGGGGAAUUACAAUAACGGACAAUCAAAUUCUGAUAAUUCCUAUGGACAGGGGCAUUACAAUAACGGACAAUCAAAUUCUGAUACUUCAAAUGGACAGGGGCAUUACAAUAACGGACAAUCAAAUUAUGGAAACCCAAAUAACCAAGGAAAUAAUAAUCAAGGUCACUAUGGACGGCCAAACGGUAAUAAUUACAACCAAAAUAAUUACGAGCGACCCAAUAAUAUCCCUAACAAUAAUUUUGGCAAUCAAAAUCACUACGGAACAAGUAAUACACCAGAAAAGGUCACCACAAAACAACCUUAUGACCAGCCGGUUGAAACUACAACGAAAAAACUAGAUAAUGAUGAACCAUUCUUCGUCCCACUAAGUCCGGAUGAGUACAACUAUGGCGGACAGAAAAUUAACAUCACAGAACCAAAGCGAGAAACGAAUAAAGACAAACAAAAACAAAUUGAAGACGGCGUGGGGAACCUUGAUAUAAGAUUUAAAGAUGAUUAG